Molecule: messenger RNA, 1523 nt
Organism: Tripterygium wilfordii
Lineage: Eukaryota; Viridiplantae; Streptophyta; Magnoliopsida; Celastrales; Celastraceae
Product: bifunctional nuclease 1-like
Exons: 12
Coding region: 248-1237 (329 amino acids)
Biological process (GO): protein ubiquitination
Cellular component (GO): nucleus; VCB complex
Molecular function (GO): nuclease activity
Source: RefSeq, a predicted model, not a curated record
AGCAAGAAUCUCUUAUCUGUUAGCACCGUCUCUGGUUCCUCCAUGGGUCUAUCGAGUCUCAGUGGCUAAUCCUUCAUAUCUAUUUUUCCUCAGUUGCUCACACUAUAGACCUUCACUUCGUUCUCUUUGUUUUGAUUCUCCCGUUCGGAUCCAUCGGAAUUAAAAGUGGAGGAACUGAAGGUUUUUGCAAUUUCUGUCCGUGAUUGGUGAUCUGAGGUUUUGAUUUGAAUCUGACAGGAGGCGAGAGAUGGCGUUAUUGCAAGGACCAGUCAUUUGCCCAACUGUCCUCUCAGAACUGGCUGUAGGGUAUACUUUCCCAGUGAGUGGCCCUCUGAUGAAGGCUAGGUUACUUGGAAGUGAGCUAUGGGGAUUCAAGGGGUUCAGCUGCAACACUAAGUUGGGUCUAUCUUAUGGUCAACUGACUGUGCGAAAGUGCAAGACGGUGAAGUGUACUUUAAGUUCAUCCUCAGAUGGUAAUGGCAGCACCGCUGAAAACUUCAAUGAGGGCCAUGAAGAUUAUGUCAACUCUAGUGUUAUUGAAGCCGUCGAGGUAAAGAGUGGAGUUGAUGGUUUCAUGGUUAAAAUGAGGGAUGGUAGGCACCUGAGAUGUGUCCAUAACAACCCUCAAGGUGGGCAUCUCCGAGAUUAUGCUCCACAUCCAGCAAUUGUAUUGAAGAUGGAAGAUGGGACCGGUCUUCUCCUCCCUAUAAUCGUCUUGGAGAUGCCAAGUGUCCUGCUUAUGGCUGCAUUGCGUAAUGUCCAAAUUGCUAGACCCACGAUGUACCAAGUGGUGCAGGAGAUGAUUGACAAGAUGGGCUAUCAAGUUAAACUUGUUAGAGUUACAAAGAGAGUGCAUGAGGCAUAUUUUGCUCAGUUGUACCUGACAAAGGUUGGUAAUGAAACUGAGAGUGCCAGCUUUGACCUUCGCCCUUCAGAUGCCAUCAACAUUGCAGUGAGAUGCAAGGUGCCGAUACAAGUGAACAAGUACUUGGCAUACAGUGAUGGGAUGAGAGUAAUUGAGUCUGGCAAGCUAUCAUCACAUAUCCCGGCUUCAGAUGGCUUAUUGUUCACAGAGUUGGAUCGGCCCAGUAGCCAGCCUUGUCUUGAUACGAAGGAAUUUGAUCUUGUGAGCAACAUGAUGAAGGCUGCUGUUGAUGAACGCUACGGAGAUGCGGCUCAAUGGAGGGACAAACUUGGCCAAUUUAGGGCUAAAAGAAACCUGAGGAAGUACACAUAACAGGUUGCAACACAGUGAAAACUCCAACUAACGAGUUCAUCUUCUCUUUUGAUCUUUAAUGUCUCAGUCACCCUCGGAAUAUGUAAAUAGAAACAAUUGGUCGAACACGCACAGCUGUAUAGAGUCAGCAAUUUCUUCCCCUUCUGUCUCCUACAUAUGUAGCCAGCUUGUGAAUAUAUGUAUAGUCUAAAGUUUAAACUUCUGCACUGAUGUAAUAUUGAUGCAUAUGCACUCUGGUUGAGUUGUGGUUAUACAUGUGUUUAUGCAAAUUGUUCUUUUCAUCUUC